AAUUCCCGGUCAUUGAGCCGCUGUUUUCAGUUGUUCGAGCUCAGUAACGCAGUAACGACCAGUUUACUGAACAUGCUUUCGAUAAAUUAGCAGAGAAGAGAUUUUAAUUUAUUUUCUAUUUAUGAUACUUAUUCCAUCGAUGUUUUAAAUGUAGAGUUUUAAUCGAACAGCUCGUGCCUGCCUAACACAUUUCCACCAAUAACGGGCUGUCUGUGGCAAGCAAUGGAGGUUGGCACAGUUGUGCAGGAAGAAAUGAAAUUUCGAGGGACUGAAUUUGCUGUCAAGGUCGAGCUGGCGGAGCGGCUACUAAUCGUAGAAAUUUCAGAUGUUGUUACAGCAGACCAGUGGAGAGGAGAGUUUGAUCCUGCCUAUAUUGAGGACCUGACCCGGAAAACUGGGAAUUUUAAACAGUUUCCAGUAUUCUGCAGCAUGCUGGAGUCUGCUGUCAACAAGUCCAGUGAAUCAGUGACCCUUGACCUCUUGACCUAUUCUGACCUCGAGCUUCUGCGGAACAGAAAGGCAGGUGUCGUUGGCCGACCUCGAGCUCAGCCACAGUCUCCUGCCCUCAGUGCUAAAAGAUACCUCAUCCUCAUCUACACUGUGGAAUUUGACAGGAUACACUAUCCUCUUCCACUUCCAUAUCUGGGCAAACCUGAUCCUGCAGAGCUUCAAAGAGAGAUCAGAGCUCUGAGGGCCGAGCUGAAAACACUGGGACUGAGAGGAGACCACAAAGUAUCAGACCAGGAAACACGCAAGCUCCGUGCAGAGUUGGCUUUGGUGAGAGAAGAGAAGGAAGCCUUGGCCAAGGCUGUGGAUCAUCUACAGAUGGUAGGGGCUGGUUCUACUCCUGGGGCUCGUGGGCUCAGAGAGGCGGUGCGCAGCCUGGAGGAACAGCUGCUGAAGGAAAGGGCAAAAAGCCAGCGCUCUGCAAACAAGAGGAGCCAAGAACAGCGCCUCCUUCUGGAACAGUUGGAGGAACUCAGAGCAUCAGAACGGGCUCUACGGAUACGUGUUAAAAGUCUGACCACUGAGCUGGCCUUGUUACGACGCGGUCGAGCGACGCCAGUCAUGUCUGGCCGAAGUGGUCUCAGGGGUGAUGGAGAGGUUCAUCGGUCUUUAUCCAGAGAGCGCAGUUUGACCCGUGUUGGGGUAAGAGCACGCUCGGGGUCGAGGGAGAGAAUAGAGGACAGGACUCGGAGGUCAGAGGAGAGAAUUAGGAGGGCAGACUCUUCAGGGUCUCGGAACUGCAUCACAAGACCUUCACCAUCUCCAACAGGGUCGCGGGUGCCUCGGUUUGACCCUACGGCCUACAUUCAAGACCGACAGCGACGCCAAAAAGAGUCUGAGAUGAAGAAUCAGAGGAAGAUUAGAAGAGACAUGUUGGCUUCGCCGUCUCUGAUGGAAAGAGGCCGUUCACGCUCCAGGGAGCCCGUUCCUCAGCUGAUGAGAGCAGGAAGUGCUGGCAGGGGGAGGAGUGUGUCUGUGGAGAGCAGGAGGAGUCGGUGCUCUUCAGAAGGAUCAGUAGCUGAGUUUGAAGAGCUUGCUAAGCCUCUAAAUAGCAGAGGAAGGAAACUGGCAUAUAAUGGUCCAACUGUGUCCAGAGGAAGACACACAAACAAAAAACCAAUGUGUAGCACCCCGGCCCAAAGGAUGAGAGCGGCAGACACAUCUAUUGAUACGGGUGCUGACCUGUCAGAGAUUGACGCUCGACUCCAGGCUCUGCAGGACUACAUGCGGGACCUUGACACGGGACACUAAUCUCGGUGGAUUCAGAUGUCAAUCGAGGCUUUUUGCACAAAGACUGAGACUGAAAAUCUUGGACAAUCAUUUCUUUCAAACACUGUCUGUAUCGUAGUCAUUUAUACUAAUGAGACUCAAAUGCCGUUUGUUUUCUUUAUCCCUAAUGUAACUUUUGGGCUUGACUCAAAAUGCAGUUACAGUGGCUUUGUGAAGGGGGUUCUUGAGACUGUUGCCAUAUCAGACUUGAAGUAAACCAGAAGUGUCCAAAAGUAUGACCUCAGGAUAUACCGUUUUUAACACAUUCCUGUGUACAUUUUAUGAAUUAGUGUUUGUUUGACCAUUGUUAUUGUUUUUUUUAUAUAUUAGUGUCUAUGUUUUAUGUCUGUUUUAGAUGCUCUCAUAUUUUGUUAUUGUGAGAUACUGAAAAACAAAGCUUUUUUAUAUAAAAAGAUUUUGCAGUUCAUGUCUAUUCUUUACAGACACUCUGGAAUUAUAUCACUUAGCAUAACGGAAUGUGAUAUGCUUUUUAUUUAUACAGGUUAUUGUUCCCAUAACUCAACUGAUAGAGCAUGGCAUUAGCAACACUACGGUUAUAGAUUUGAUUCCAAGGUAGUGAUAAAGUGUAUGUCUUUAUAAGUUGUCUAGUAAGCAUCUGACAAAUGCAUAAAUGUACAUGCAGUAGAGAUCAUGUCUUUUGGCAUUUAACAUUGCUUCAUUUGUGGCCAUUUAAUAAUUUUUGCCAUUUCUCACAAAGUCUGUGUCUCUUAUUUUUAAUGUGACCCCACCAAAAUCUUGUGUGUAGAAUAUCAAAUGCAUUAAAUUUGUCUUUAAUUGUGGUAAUGAGGCCAGAAUUUUUAAACCUUUCUAG
This is a messenger RNA of Onychostoma macrolepis, 2608 nucleotides long. It is a transcript of the gene ccdc61, whose product is annotated as coiled-coil domain containing 61. The transcript has 13 exons. The record is from RefSeq and is a predicted model, not a curated record. NCBI's taxonomy places the organism in Eukaryota, Metazoa, Chordata, Actinopteri, Cypriniformes, Cyprinidae. Gene Ontology annotation, cellular component: centrosome. The coding region runs from base 223 to 1758 and encodes 511 amino acids.